Dendronephthya gigantea is the source of this 1456-nucleotide messenger RNA. RefSeq names its product tropomodulin-2-like. The transcript has 9 exons. Gene Ontology annotation, biological process: pointed-end actin filament capping. Bases 341 to 1396 code for a protein of 351 amino acids. Lineage: Eukaryota; Metazoa; Cnidaria; Anthozoa; Malacalcyonacea; Nephtheidae. Gene Ontology annotation, molecular function: tropomyosin binding. The record is from RefSeq and is a predicted model, not a curated record.
GCCUUCAAAACAGUGUGGAAUAUCCUGUUUUUAUGUGACGGACAAACGACGAUAGGUGAAUAUUCAAAAAAGCGUUACCUGCAGCGUUUAAAAGUGGCUAUAAACACAGUUUUCAUGCUGACAGCGUUUUAAUGUAAAACUAAAACGAUUAUACCCUAGAGCCGCUUUUAAAUAACGUCGCGCAAGCGAAUGACAACAGCUUUGAGAUGAUAAGAGAAUGUUCUGUAGAAUUCAUGGACCAGAAAUUCUGAAGUCGAUAGGUCUCUGUAUUUCAGUUUAGAACUUCUAGUGAAGGUGAAAGCAGAAUAAAGUGACGCAGCUUUUUCACGGAGUCACAGACAUGGCUUCAGUUUCCAUAGACGAUUUAUUGGAAGGUCUUUCAGCCGAGGAGUUGAAAGAAUUGUCCGGAGACAUUGACCCAUCUCAGCAAGGUCAAUCUUCAGAUGUUUCCAAGACCACCAUCAGCUACUUCGAUCGACCGAGAGCGGCCAAGAACAGAUAUGACAUCAAAUCCAUGAUAUGCACCAUGGAGAAGAAAUCUCAAGAUUCCAUAGUCGGGGACAACUAUCUGCCUCGCAAAUACAGGGAAUGGAAGAAGACGGGAAAGACAAAGGCGAAGCGGGAGAAGGAAGUUAAAAAAGAAGAAGAAGUGAAACUCCCGGAUGAACUUGAGGCGAUGAUGAAAGAUAUGGACGAUGAGGAUAUCAGUGAGAUUGCAGCCGUGCUUGGCCUACACAGUCUUUUGACGCAACAGCAAAGUUUCAAAGUAGAAAGCGAAAAACUGGGGGAAGCUAUCAAGAAAUUUGGCCUCCGAAAACCAGGCGUCGUUGAAGGGAAGAGGCCGAAAUCAAUGCCGGACAUGUUGCAGACACCAGACACCGUGCAGAUAUCAGAGAUCCUCAAAAGAUUGAAGAAGACUGACCCAACUUUGACUGAAAUUGCGAUGAACAACUACAAGGAUGUUGAGAGUGUGCUGAUUGAUAUUGCAAGAUUUCUUAGGAAGAAUACUCAUGUCAAGAAACUGUCCGUUGCAAAUACGCAAAUGAAACCCGCAGUUUGUCUGCAUUUCAUAGAAACAAUGAAAGUGAACAAAACACUGGAAACUAUCAACAUGGAAUCAAAUUAUUUAACAGGCGAUGUCAUUGCGAAGUUGAUGCGUGUUUUAGAAGAAAAUACAACACUUAAAGAACUGAGGCUUGCAAAUCAGGCUUGCACAAGUGGUUCGAAAGCCGAGCAAGCAAUCGCAAAAUCUCUCGACGCAAAUCACGCUUUGAAGAGGUUUGGUUAUUUCUUCGAAACCAGAGGUCCUAUGAUGUCUGUUGCAAAAUCUCUUCUCAGAAAUAACGACGAAGCGAGACAAAAAAGACGAAGCUACCACGAACUGGCAAAUAUGUAAGAAAUUAUCACUGACAUUGGACCGAAUUAGCGACAGAACUGCGGAUUUUACGAUGGAAUU